GGUCGCUGCAUUUUGAUUGGAUCCCGUGCGUUGAUCGCUCGCUUCUGGCUGAAAUUUUUUAAAUAUUGUUUUGUUUGUUUUCGAUUUUCGGGUUUUCGGCCAGUGACUGUGUUGUGUGAGUGAGUGAAUUUUUUUGGAGUGGGUUGUGACGUAUUUUCAAAAAUGAAUGGGGUAGCCAAUCCUCCAUUCAACAUGUCUAUAAUAGACUCGUACAAGCGAUUUAUGGAACGAAACAGCGACCCCCGAACAGAAGAAUGGACGCUGAUGUCAGGCCCCGGACCCCUACUGACCAUCUUAGCCACAUACGUGUACUUUUGCACAUCAGUGGGUCCUCGCUACAUGAGGGAUCGGAAACCAUAUGACCUCAAGAACACCAUAGUUGUGUACAAUAUUUCGCAAGUGCUGAUGUCUGUAUUCCUGGUUUAUGAGGGUUUAGUAUCCGGAUGGUGGAAUGACUAUAACUUCUCUUGCCAACCAGUGGACUAUUCGGAUUCGCCCAAAGCAAAAAGAAUGGCAGCAGCAGUAUGGUGGUACUUCAUGGCAAAGAUCAUUGAACUUUUGGAUACCGUUUUCUUCGUGUUGAGGAAGAAAAAUCGGCAAAUUUCCUUUUUGCAUCUGUACCAUCAUUUCAUGAUGCCCAUUUGUGCCUGGAUUGGGGUGAAAUUCUUGCCAGGAGGCCACGGGACGCUCUUAGGUGUCAUCAACUCCUUCAUCCACAUCAUCAUGUAUACCUACUACCUGAUUUCGGGGCUGGGCCCGCAGUACCAGAAGUAUCUGUGGUGGAAGAAGCAUGUUACUACACUGCAAUUGAUCCAGUUCUGCAUUAUUUUCUACCACAAUUUCUCGGUCAUGUUCGGUGAUUGCAACUACCCGAAGGGUAUCAACUUUUUGCUCUCGUUAAACGCUGGUCUUUUCUUGUACAUGUUCGGUAACUUCUAUUAUCAAAACUAUAUUAAAAUACACAAAAAAGUUGUUCAAAACGGAGACAUCAAAAAAGAAGUUAAGAAUGUAGAUAGCAAUGUAAUUAAUGGGCAUGUUAAAGUAACAAGUGAAGUUAAUGAAGAAGAUAUAAAAACUAAUGUUACAGAUGGAAAGAAGGAUUGUUAGCGAAAAUACUUCUUUAAGUAAGGAUACAGUUUGUGAUGCUAUGUUAAUAUUACUUCGUUUUAGUUCUUAGUCUAAACGAAAUUAAAGUAAAAGGUGAACAUGGAUGAAAUCUAAAUUAAUUGUAUAGUCAGUUAGUAGGUAUAUGAAGAGUUUAAUACCCCAUUUAUAUUGUAACGAGGUUUUAUUUUAGACAAUUAUUUUGUGAUGUUUGAAAUAUAUGAGUAGUUUAAGUUUUAUAAUAUUCUUAGUCUUAUUUUUACUAUAAACGAUUUGCUCAAUUUAUAUAUGACAUCGAAAUUAUUUAUUUAUAAAUUGUGUUGUCUUAUUUGUUUGAUAAUUUAUAACUUAAAUAACAUAACAAAUAUUAAAUUUAAAUUUGAACAAAUAUUAUAAGCACAAUGAGUAUUUUUGUAAUUGAUAUUAUACGUACUGCUAGUAUUUUUUUGUAUGACAAAAAGCCAUUGUUAGCGAAGAAAAACUAUUUGUAAUUUUCCAAUUAUGUUGUAUAUUUAAUAAGUCGCAUUUAUGGUUAGAGAGUCGGGCCAAGAUAACUUUGCACAAGCUUUGCAGCAACAGAGUGUGGACGUGCCACCAUUUAUGGGAAUUGGUCCCAUGUUUUAAGUAGCCUUAUUUUUAUCCCACUGCUGGGCAAAUGCGUCUCCUUUCUUCCUCCAGUCAUUACAGUUUGUUACAUGCUUCCACCAAUCGCUGCAAAAUGCGUCGACGUCGUCCACCAGCGCCAUCUCUUUUCGGCGAUGUCCAUUAGGUAGCCAAUUUAGCCCACCAAUCCCAUCGAUCGAUUUUUUGGUCCCAUGUAAAUAUGAAUUAAAGAGUGUCACUUCCACGCUUUGUUAUUUCAUAGCCGGUGCAGAGUUAGCCUUUAGACGGAAGGCCAAUAAUUUUGGAUCACAAUCACAGGUCAAUUCCAACAAUAAAAUGUUACUGAUCUAACAUGGAUCUGUUCCGAUCUCCUUUAUAGGACCUGCUGAAUUGCGCAUUAUGUCAACCUUCAACCAAAAACGUCACUUAUGACACCAACAGAUCAGUAUCAGACCAGUAUCAUAUUGGAAUGAGAUUUAAUAACUAAAGCUCGAUUGGCCCAUUAUUUGGUGCAGAUUAUCACAACCACCUACAGCUUUUAAACAAAUAUCGCAACAGUUAACGAACUAUACGUAAAUUGUAUUGCAAUCACGUAAGGUGUUUUCUUGAACUCUAUGAACUGUGUUUGUGGCCAUUUUUAUUCAAAUUAAUUGACUGUAAGUGAGACUAUAUGAGUAUUCCAAUUAGGACUUAGACAAAUGAUGCCAAAUUGAUCCAGCGAUAUUUUUAUCUUCAUUACAUAUAAUUUUAUUCGUUUGAUUACAUUACUUAAAACCAUCAGAACACAAAAAGUAAUUGUCCAAACGUACGGCGAUACCAAUAAAAUAGGAAAUGGUGAAUAAAUAAUUAUCAAUUGUU
This is a messenger RNA of Cydia pomonella (codling moth), 2565 nucleotides long. RefSeq names its product elongation of very long chain fatty acids protein AAEL008004-like. The transcript is spliced from 7 exons. Gene Ontology annotation, molecular function: fatty acid elongase activity. The coding region runs from base 163 to 1107 and encodes 314 amino acids. The record is from RefSeq and is a predicted model, not a curated record. Lineage: Eukaryota; Metazoa; Arthropoda; Insecta; Lepidoptera; Tortricidae. Gene Ontology annotation, cellular component: endoplasmic reticulum membrane. Gene Ontology annotation, biological process: sphingolipid biosynthetic process; fatty acid elongation, polyunsaturated fatty acid; fatty acid elongation, monounsaturated fatty acid.